Molecule: messenger RNA, 5070 nt
Organism: Clarias gariepinus (North African catfish)
Lineage: Eukaryota; Metazoa; Chordata; Actinopteri; Siluriformes; Clariidae
Gene: dlgap2a
Product: discs, large (Drosophila) homolog-associated protein 2a
Exons: 14
Coding region: 211-3396 (1061 amino acids)
Biological process (GO): signaling
Cellular component (GO): glutamatergic synapse; postsynaptic specialization
Molecular function (GO): molecular adaptor activity
Source: RefSeq, a predicted model, not a curated record
GACGAUUAAUUAAAGAGAAAAGGAGCUUUAAAUCAAAAUAGGGAGAGAGGAAGAGAGAGAAUCCAUCCACACCCAUGCCUAUCAUCAAAACGGAGGAACACGAACGGACCCACAUGUUACCCCUGCUGAACUCCGCUGACAGACCAGCCAUAUUCAUGGUCCCCCAUCCAGUACUUCGAUGAAGACAGCUACCCCUCCCCUCCCAGGAAUAUGAAAGGUCUAUCAGGUGGUCGUCCCCAGCUAAACAUCACACCUGGACAUUCCUGUGGGCUGACAGACUGCGACCACUCCCUCGACCACCUACAGCAUGGAAUUCCUGACUCCCGUUCGUCUUACUUGCUUAGUCCUACGGAGAGUUGCCCCAUGGACCACCACCGCUGCUCGCCGCGGAGCUCCAUCCAUUCGGAGUGCAUGGUGAUGCCUGUCUCCAUGGCCUCUGACCACGUUUCCAGCAGCACAUUUCCCAGGAUGCAUUACAGUUCACAUCAUGAGAGUUCGCGGGAGGAUGGCACCACUGGGCACGGCGGCAGCGGUGGUGGUCCUGGUAUUGUUGGAGGGGGUGGAGUAGGAGGAGGUGGUUCAGGUAGUGGUUCCGGUUCCGGAAAAAUGAACCGAAUACCUGCCAACCUCCUGGACCAAUUUGAGAAGCAGCUGCCCAUCCACCGAGAUGGAUUCCACACGCUGCAAUACCAGCGCACGUCCACGGCUACCACCAGCAGCGAGCAGCGGAACGAGAGUCCAGGUAGGAUCCGCCACCUGGUGCACUCUGUGCAAAAGCUCUUCACCAAGUCCCACUCGCUGGAAGGCUCUUCCAAGAUGAACGGCACCAAAGGAGACUCACGCUCAGAAAGCGGCCACCACCAUCACGGCCACCACCAUGGCCACCACAAACACAGCAAGAGAAGCAAGAGCAAGGAGCGCAAAUCUGACUCCAAGCACCGCUCAGGGAUUGCUGGGUGGUGGAGCUCUGAUGAUAACCUAGACAGCGACAGUACCUACCGGACUCCCAGUGUCAUGAGUCGGCACCAUGUGGACCACAUAACUCACUGUUACCCGGAAUCGGUACCAAGUCACUUUGGAGAUCUUUCACUUAAGACCUCCAAGAGCAACAAUGACGUAAAGUGCUCGGCUUGCGAGGGCAUGGGCUUGGCUCCUGAGGGCAAGUACAUGAAGCGGAGCUCUUGGUCCACUUUGACUGUUAGCCAGGCCAAAGAGGCCUACCGUAAGUCCUCGCUCAACCUCGAGAAACCCAUGAUGCCUCAAGACCUCAAGUCCCCCAUGAGGCCUUGUCAUUAUCUCCAGGUCCCGCAGGAUGAGUGGGGUGGAUAUCCUGGGGGGAAGGAUGAUGAGAUCCCGUGUCGGCGGAUGAGAAGCAGCAGCUAUGUGAAGGCGAUGGGAGACGAAGAAAGCGGUGACUCGGACGGCAGCCCCAAAAACUCGCCGCAGAAGAGCUCUCGGCCCGGCGGCCUCAUCAAGAACGUCUUGCAGAGGCAGCUAUCGGACCAGAGCUCAUACCGUUUGGACAAAUCGAGCAGUGACAUGGUGAAGUACCUCACCAAUUUUGCUGCAGAUUUAAGUCAGAGCUACCAUCUGCAAGCUUCAAGGGACAUCCAUCCCGGCAUUAUGCUGGACCCAUCACCCAAUUACAACUCACCCAAAUUUCGCUCAAGGAACCAGAGCUACAUGAGGGCAGUUAGCACUCUGAGCCAAGCCAGCUGCGUCAGCCAAGUGAGCCAGGUGAGCGAGGCUGAGAUGAACGGCCAGUUCGAGUCAGUGUGCGAGUCCGUGUUCAGCGAAGUGGAGUCACAGGCCAUGGAGGCGCUGGAUCUGCCCGGCUGCUUCCGGACACGCAGCCACAGCUAUCUGCGUGCCAUCCAGGCUGGCUACUCGCAGGAUGACGAGUGUGUGCCUUCCAUGAGCUCGUCCACCGUCACCUCCACCAUCAGGUCCACAGCUGGAAUCCAGUUCCGCCUCCCAUCAUCAGGCAGUGUGGACAGACCCUCCCAGCAGCCGCCAGCGGUCACCUACACCCCCAGUACUCCCACCUAUACGUGCACACCCCCUCCAGUGCCCCCUCGCAGUGCCUCCAAACCCCUUAUCUCCAUCACAGCACAAAGCAGCACCGAGUCCACGCAGGACGCCUACCACGAGGGACGUCUGGCCAGAGCAGGUCUGUGGGGUUCAGAAGGACUCGGGCUCGGUUUGGGUCGCACCCUCUACAACUCCACAGACAGCUUGGACAGCGCCAAGGCCGUCACUAUCGCCAUGGAAGCGGCGGCCAUGGCCAUGGCGGGAAAAAGACACCCGUCGACUGACUCCCACAGCUCGGUGCUGACCUGCGAUAAAGCCAUACUCGUAUCCAAAGCCGAGGAAUAUCUAAAAACACCUCGAUCAUCUAUAGGCAUACAGGUGGAGGCGGCUACAGAUUCGGAGUCAGAGAGCAGAGGAUUACGGGAAUAUCAUUCUGUAGGGAUACAGGUGGAAGAUGACAAACGCGUGGGCCGGUUUAAGCGCUCUAACAGCGUGACGGCGGGUGUGCAGGCUGACCUGGAGCUGGAGGGUUUCCCCGCAAUGGAGGAUAAGAGUCUGCAGUUUGGGGGCGGAGGCCUACAGCGGCACAGCGAGCCGAGCACGCCCACGCAGUACGGCGCAGUGAGAACCGUGCGCACACAGGGCCUGUUCAGUUACCGUGACGACUACCGCUCGGCCAAUGAGCCGUCCAGCCCGCAGCGCAGCGCCGAGCCCUGGCGCGAGCCCUCGGUGCCCACCGUGCCCACCGUGGCCGUAACAGUGACCCCACCCCAGGCCUCCGACUCGGGCCGGGCAUCGCCUUCGGCCAGGAGGGACGGCACUUGGUUCAUGCAGCUGCUGCACGGUGAGACCAAGAGGAUGGAGGGGUGGUGUAAAGAGAUGGAGGGAGAGGCGGAGGAGAACGACCUGUCUGAGGAGAUUUUAGGAAAGAUCCGGAGUGCUGUGGGCAGCGCUCAGCUUCUCAUGUCCCAGAAAUUCCAGCAGUUUUAUUGGCUGUGUCAGCAAAAUCUGGACCCAAGUGCAAUGCCGCGGCCCACCUCUCAGGACCUGGCUGGAUUCUGGGACCUCCUGCAGCUCUCCAUCGAUGACGUCACCUCAAAGUUCGACGAGCUGCAGAAGAUUAAGAGCAAUGAUUGGAGGAUUAUAGAAAGUCCUGUAAAGAAGCUCCCGCCCCCUGUACCAAAGAAGAUGCUGAAGAAGAGCAUGACACGGGAGAAGUCGCUGGAUCUUCCCGACCGGCAGAGACAGGAAGCACGAAGGCGCCUCAUGGCCGCUAAGAGAGCGGCGUCAUUCCGGCAGAACUCGGCAACCGAACGAGCCGACAGCAUCGAGAUUUACAUCCCCGAGGCCCAAACAAGACUCUGAGAGACUCUCCACAGCUUCAUCACAGCUCCAUCAUCAUCAUCAUCAUCAUAACAAUCAUUACUGUCAUCCAGUGAGCCACUAUCAAUACAGAAUAUCAAAAUCAGAUAUCCCAUCUUUUGAAAAAAAAAAUAGCUAUCUAGACAUGACAUAAUCAACCAUGAUUGCUGAAGAAUCAAAUUUUUUACGAGUCGGGUGCGAUUAAUUGGAGGGUGAGUAAGGACAAUUCCAAGGGCCCCUGAGUUUCUUUUGGGGGCCCAUAAACACACUAUGGCAUUGACAAGGAUGGGGGCCCAAAAUGUUAGGGGACCCGAAAUCUGUAGUGGCGCCCGUGAACUUCUGAGUAUUAAGAAAGGUUCCUAAGACUGUUGUGUUAGAUGUGUGAAGAGAAACUUACGCUGUAGUAUCGCAAAAGCAAACUUUAGGCAUUUAAAUGCUAUCAGCCUUACGAUGUAUCACUAAACUAGUGUUAUUUAGUAAUUUACAUAAGUAUCGUUAUAAAAAAUAUCAAACAUUGGCUAUACUGUUCAUGAAAGGUGUGUGAGAAGUGGCUAAAAGCCUUGGUGCUUUUUUCGAUUUUUCACAUUAUCAAAGUGCUAUUACUGACACUGCGCUCUGAAACCAGCACUAGCUCACAGCUUUGUUUGUCGUCGUCGUUGUUGUUCUUGUUCUUCUUCUUGUUGUUGAUAUGGGGACAGGGGGUCUGGAAAUUAUUUUUCAACACCCCAUUUCUCAGAGUUGAGAUUAACAUCUUUCUAACCUUCGUAAAAUAAUAAUAAUUAAUAAUAAUAAAAGUGCCAACGAUUCAAAUACCUCAAGCAUGCACGACAGGUCAAAAGGUUAAAAUUCUAAAAUUGAGUAUUAAUUCAUUUAGGUAGACAAAAGUCUAUCGCGGAAAUAAUUAUCAUCCUAAGGCGAACAAUAUCACCAUCUCAGCAUCGAGCACCACGGAAAUAUCCCAUUUGUGUUUUUACGUUUCACAUUCCACUUUAUCAAACUGCUUUAUGUUUUAUCAUCAUCAUUCUAUAGGAAAACAUUUAACAUUUUCUGUUGGAUUUUUUUUUUUUUCCCUGGAUGGAUUUGCUUAGCUCUUCUGAAUCGAUGAUGUAUAGUUUAAAAGACAAAAAAAAAGCAUUUUUGCACUUUUCUUCUAAAUAUACUACUCAUGUAUGUAUUUCCAAGGGAAAUGUAUUUAUUGCUGUUCGCAGAGGUAUUGUUGCAGUUGAAUUGCAAGGUUGUGUAUGAAUGAACAAGGAAUGAUUUCAAAUUCCACCAAAUAAUAAGGCUACACGCUUAGGUUUAUUUAUUUUAUUUUUUUUGUGUCAAUUAAAAAAAGUGGUUAUUUGAUUGUGGCUUUAUAAUCCAGGCAAAAACAGAGAAAUUCAGCUUGUUAAAAAAAAUCUUUUUCUUUCUCUAUUAAUGAAUAAAACUUAGAAAUUGUUAAAUAAAUAAAAAAUGGGGCAAAAAGCAAUCCAUUUUACUAAACCUUGUGAUAAAAGUGUAAAUCCUGCCAUUCGUGAUAUUCCCAUGACUCUAGCUUUUAGCCAGGUGGGGCUUUAGUUCUGGAUAAAAAAAUUAUUUUAGACUAUUAUAAUUAGAAAUUAGAUUAUUUUAAUUUGAUUUUUUAUUUGUAUAGCAUUUUAAGCAAUAGUCAAUGAUACAAAACACUCACUCAUC